CGCCCAUCUUUCCUCGUUUCUUCUUCUACAUGUCUCUUUCCUCAUCAAUUUCAGAGCCAAUAAAAAGCGUUAGCAACAAAGCUGAGGCUAAAACAGAGCCAGUUAGUUAACUGCUUUUCUUUCCCCUGCUUUCAUUUCCACAGAUAUGAAAGUGCCCUUUACUUCUAAUGAAAACGUGAACUCCAAGGCAUCCUCCACCGCGCUAUUGACAACUAAUUCUGGGGCUACUAACAAUAAUCUCAAUAUCCAGCCCCCCGCCGCCUCCCCUGCUUUUCCGGCCACCAACGCCGUCAGCUACGAACCGAAAUCCGUUCUCGAUCACCGCCGCAGCCCCAGCCCCAUCCUCCCGGAAAACACCCGCCCGCCUCUGGAUAGCGACGACCCUCUCCAGCUGGCUGACCAUGUGCUGACCAACUUUGAAGACUGGGAUUCUGAGUCGACUCAGUUUCUUGAGUUUCAACACUCUCUUGAGUCGGCCGAUCAUAAUCAGUUCCUGCAGCCAAAUUCUGAUCAACAACAUCAAUUCACCUUCUCCGAUGACACAUUCACGGCGGCGGCGGCGGCGCAGUAUUCUCAACCGCCGGCUCUGGUGACUCAGCAGGGAGGUGGGAACAAUAUUAAUGACGAUUUUCAGCAGCAAAAUAGCUGGAACUUGACGGCGUUCGAUUUCGUGGGCGAGCUGAUCCGGUUCGCCGAGUGUUUCGAAACGAACGCCGCCCAGCUGGCUCAAGUGAUAUUGGCGCGGCUCAAUCAUAAGCUCAGAUCUCCGACCGGAAAGCCGCUCGAGAGAGCUGCCUUCUAUUUCAAGGAAUCUCUCCAGUCUCUACUCACCUGGUCGACUCGGAUGACCAAACCCGCCUCCUCCUCGUCCGAGAUCAUCCAAACCAUCAAAGCCUACAAUAUCUUCUCAAGCAUCUCUCCGAUCCCCAUGUUCUCCAGCUUCACGGCUAACCAAGCCAUCCUCGAAGCCGUGGUCGGCUCCCCGCUCGUCCACGUCAUCGACUUCGAUAUCGGGCUGGGCGGGCACUGGGCUUCCUUCAUCAAAGAGCUAGCCGAGUCUUCCUCCCGAGCCAAGCCGCCUGCUCUCCGUAUAACGGCUCUCGUUCCCGAUGAGUACGCGGUCGAGUCGAGGCUGAUCAGAGAGAACUUGACCCAGUUCGCUCGUGAUCUCAACAUGGCGGCUUUCGAUUUCGAUUUCGUGUUGAUUAGCACGUUUGAGCUUUUGUCCUUCAAAGCAAUUAAAUUUAUGGACGGAGAGAAGACCGCGGUUGUUUUGUCUCCGUCCAUAUUCAGGAAGAUCGGGACGGGAUUCGUCGCCGAUCUUCGUCAUAUUUCGCCACACGUGGUGGUCCACGUGGACAACGAAGGGCUCACGGGAUUCGGCCCAUCUUCUUUCCGCCAGAUGGUGAUGGAAGGGCUGGAUUUUUACUCGACGCUGAUGGACUCCCUUGAAGCAGCGGCGAAUGUCCGCGGCGGUGGCGGAGACUGGUUGAAGAAGAUCGAGACUUAUGUGCUAUACCCGAGAAUAAUGGAAAUGGUAGGGGCGGCAGGCCGCCGUGGGACGCCGUGGAGAGAGGCUUUUCUAGCGGCGGGGUUCAGGCCGGUUGUUUUCAGCCAGUUUGCGGACUUUCAAGCUAACUGCUUACUUGGAAGGGUAGAAGCGAGAGGGUUCCAGGUGGCGAAAAGGCAGGCGGAAAUGUUGCUUUGCUGGCAUGACAGGGCUUUCGUCGCCACGUCAGCGUGGCGGUGAAUAAAUUGACCGGUCGUAUAUAGAUUAGGGGAGGAGGGUUGCCGCCUACAACAAUAAGGAUCCGAAUUGAUAUGGUACUUUUUUUCUAAAUCAAUCUUGGUCGUUCAUGUAGUUAUUCCAAACUUCCACCGUCCUUAACUGGUUAAACUUUUUUCAUUUGGUUACUGCAAAAUUUUGACAUCUUCUUCUUAAAAUAAUAAAGUAUAGUACUGUAUAUGAUUAAUGUCUUUGUUUUUCUUUACAUUAAUCAUAUAAUUUUAGUUUAUGAUUUUAAGUGUCAAUCAAACUAAUGAGAAAGGGAGGGAGAAUUGAAGAAAUGAUCUGUUUUCUGAAUAUUAUCUAUUUGUCUUUUGAGUAUGUAUUGUAAAGGCUUUCUAUUUUGUUUUGAGUAUGUAUUGUAAAGGCUUUCUAUUUUGUCAUUGUAGUGUCUUUCACUAAGAAAGUAAUGUGGAGUUCGUACUUCAUUCUUCA
This is a messenger RNA of Cuscuta epithymum, 2221 nucleotides long. The record is from the annotation of a GenBank genome assembly. NCBI's taxonomy places the organism in Eukaryota, Viridiplantae, Streptophyta, Magnoliopsida, Solanales, Convolvulaceae.